ACUUGGGUGAAGCUGUCUGAGGUCACUGUCAAGGGUGCUCAAUAUAACUCUCCUGAAUGUUAUCCCCACCCAGAAUGUUUGCAAGGGACCCAGGUGGAUCUCCUCAAACACAUCAAUGGAUUCCUGGACGACCCAGAGAAGAAUCAACUUAUUUGGCUGCAUGGCAUGGCUGGCAUCGGAAAGUCUGCUGUUGUGUUCACAGUAGCUGAGAGGAUGAGAGGAUUAAAAGUAAUAGAAGAGAUGAAUGUUGAAAAGCGGCUAGCAGGGACCUUCUUUUUCUUGUGCAAAAAAAUAGAAUGUCACACAGCUGGAUAUUUUUUUGCAAUGCUUGUCUACCAGCUUGCUACCAAUUUUCCAAGCAUCCAGAAGGAUGUGAACAGAGUUAUCUGUGAUGAUCCUGCUCUACUAGAUCCCAGCACACCUCUCUGUGACCAGAUGGGAGCUUUUUUUCUCAAACCUCUCUGGUGGCUUCAAAUCAGAUUGCACAGGUGCCCACCUUUGUUGUUUGUUGUCGAUGCCCUUGAUGAAUGCACAUCAGGAACAUGA
Molecule: messenger RNA, 546 nt
Organism: Suillus subaureus
Lineage: Eukaryota; Fungi; Basidiomycota; Agaricomycetes; Boletales; Suillaceae
Exons: 1
Source: RefSeq, a predicted model, not a curated record